CUUCCUUUUACAUAACUGGUCUUUUUUUAUUAUAUUCUAUUCCGCAGUAAUAUUUGAGCCUACGGAUAGUGGGUAUACAGCUUUGAUCAAAUAUAUAUAUAAUAAAAGAACUCCUCCUUCCCGCACUGAUCGACAACUCAUCUUCUUCAGCUAGUUUUAAUCCCUUUGCACAAGUUGCAUUAUGGGUCUUUGGAUGCCCUUCUCCUCCAACAGAAAGCCAUGGGGGCUUCACUGGCGGUCAUCCGUUUGGUUCAUCACUACAGUCGUUGGAUUCGGCAUUACCACGGAUUUGUUGGUUUACUCCAUCAUCAUCCCCGUCUUACCAUUUCAACUCGAGCGUUUGUCAUACCAUAAGGUUUCGUCGCUCACAGGGUGGCUAUUAUGUGCAUAUUCCGGCGGGCUAGUCCUUUCCACAAUCCCUAUUGCUAUGCACUCGGAACGAUAUUCAAUGAGACGAAUACCAUUGAUUCUCGGCCUCAUUGCGCUCAUUGGCUCCCAGGUUAUGUUCAUGGAGGCCCCUAAUUACGCAGUCAUGGCCGUCGCUCGCGUGUUGCAAGGAAUCAGUUCCUCCAUGGUAUGGAUCGUAGGCUUGGCACUUUUGUGUGAUACUACGCCAGAGAAAAACGUUGGCAAACAAUUGGGUAUCGCGAUGACUGGCCUGUCCGUCGGUCUUCUGGUUGGUUCACCCGCAGGCGGUGCCUUGUACACUCGCUUCGGCUUCCGCGCCCCAUUCAUCUUCGGAUCGAUAUGUGCAGUUGUCGAUCUUUUCCUCCGUCUUCUUCUCAUCGAAAGGAACGUCGCAUUGAAAUGGGGCUAUGACCCAUCGGAACCCACAGCCGUAGUGAUGAAAGAGGCGCAGGACGCUUCUUCUACACCUGAUAUACAGCUCUCCUCUAUCCCAGUAGCUCAUGUGCAUGGAAGCACUGAUACCGAAACCAAUGAAAUAGAAGAGCCGAUAGUUCCGGACAAGUCCAGACUACCCAAUGCACGGAAGCUGUCCAUAGCCCGCGGAUCAAUCAUUGACCCGGCACUCGCUCGGAGGUCAACACCAUUACUGUCAGUGAUUAUCAAACUAUCGCAGUCACCUCGCGCGUUGGUCGCUCUAACCAUGGCAUUCGUAUAUGGACUUGUACAGAGCAUGCAAGAGCCAUCCCUUCCGCUUCAUCUCCAAGCUGUGUGGAAUUUUAACUCGGACCGGGUAGGCCUUGCCUACCUGGCAGCAGUCGUCCCAGCCUUGAUUUCGUCACCGUUAGCAGGUUUUUACGUUGAUCGAGCGGGUUCCGACUAUAUAACAUGUAUAUGUCUGCUCCUGGCGCUGCCGUGGUGGAUUGUCAUGACCCUACGGUUUUCUCUACCGCUGUUCAUCUUUGCUCUCGCCGCUCAAUGCUUCUUCGUCUCUGGUGUUGUCGCACCAGUGACGACUGAACUUGCAUCUGUCUCUCGAAAAAUGGCAGGUGUUGGAUAUGCCCAUGUCUAUGGCGCAUUUAAUCUUGCAUUCGGGAUUGGUACAGCAGUGGGUCCUGUGAUCGGAGGACAGAUAUAUGAUCGUGCGAGACAUGGAUGGACUGCGCUUUGUUGCAUCACCUCAGCGCUUAUCGUCGUCUGCGUCACCCUCGCGUUCUGCUAUACCGGUGCUGAUCCUUUACUUGCCAAAGUCCUGCGUCAUCAUUACCCAAUCGAUUCAAUACGAAAGAACCCAGACGAAGAAUCUAGUACCACUGAUAAUACUAGCAGGACUCAUAUUGUCAGUAGAGUUAGAGAUUGAUUUUACAUCACGGACAUUUUUUAUAUUAUAGAUAUCCCUAUUCACUUGGAAAUUCAUAUGUAGUAGUACCAUACAGUAGCAUAUAGGCCAGUGGACGAUAGGGAACACUACAUAUUCUAACCACAGUGAAAUAUUUGAUUUCAUAUUGCAAUUG
Molecule: messenger RNA, 1919 nt
Organism: Suillus subaureus
Lineage: Eukaryota; Fungi; Basidiomycota; Agaricomycetes; Boletales; Suillaceae
Product: major facilitator superfamily domain-containing protein
Exons: 14
Coding region: 182-1765 (527 amino acids)
Biological process (GO): transmembrane transport
Molecular function (GO): transmembrane transporter activity
Source: RefSeq, a predicted model, not a curated record